Molecule: messenger RNA, 3927 nt
Organism: Danio aesculapii
Lineage: Eukaryota; Metazoa; Chordata; Actinopteri; Cypriniformes; Danionidae
Product: synemin-like
Biological process (GO): intermediate filament cytoskeleton organization; fast-twitch skeletal muscle fiber contraction
Cellular component (GO): intermediate filament; neurofilament cytoskeleton; sarcolemma
Molecular function (GO): vinculin binding; structural constituent of muscle; intermediate filament binding
Source: RefSeq, a predicted model, not a curated record
AUGGGAUCAGCUCAAAUCCUCCGCACUUGUCCGACUCUGCCUCCGCCCAGCGCUCUUCAUCGACGCAGAACACGGAUGACAACAAAAUAUUGAUUAGCUUCUAACUUAAACACGUUUACGCUUUUAGAUAUUCUCAAUUACAACGGGAAAAUGUUUCGAAUGAGGGAACCGUUUGAAAGCGAGAAGCUCCAGCUGCAGGAGCUCAACCAAAGACUCAGCCACUACCUAAUGCGCUCGAAACAGUUAGAACAAGAAAACACCUGUCUGAUAAACGAAAUAAGCUCAAUCAGGCAGAACAGGUCUGGAGAAUGGGAAAGCAAGCACAUGUCCGAGCUGCGUGAAAUGAGGAGACUGGUGGAGCGUUUAUCUUACGAGAAAUGCAGAGCGGAGAUGGAGCGACAGAAGCUGCGUAACGAACUUCAGACGCUGCAGUCGAUGCGUUCAGAUGAAGCCUCGGUCAGCAAAACCAUCGGGACUGAGCUUAAAGGCUGCGAGAGGCAACUUCAGAACGCUAUUCAGGGCAACAGUGCUUUGGAGAGUCGUCUCUUUGAGCUGGAAACGGAAUACAAGUUUUUGGAAGAUGCCCACAGAAAGGAAGUGGCCCACCUGAGGGACCAGGUGCGCUCCAGAACUGUGCGCGUCGUGACUCAAACGCGUCCCGCACCUCCAGCGGUUACUAUGGAGGAGGUGCAGGAGUACGCGAACCACUUCACCGAAAACUGGCAGGGAACUUUGGAGAUGUACCGCCUGCAGGUGGAGGAAAUCGAAGAGUCGAUAAAAGCAGAUCACGCGAGGUUGGAGGAGAUUCAGAGGGAAAAGAGGGAACACGCUUCGCAGUUCAAGAGGCUGCGUGACGAGAUUGAGAAACAAACACAAGUGCAGAUGAACCUCGAGGAGCAGCUCGUAAACAUGCAAGAUCAGUUCAGAGCUGAAAUCACUCAGUAUCAGGCUAUCAUUGAGGAACUAGAGUAUGAGCGCAGAAUGCUGUCCAGCAACAUCUCAGAUAAGCUGAAGGACCAUCAGGAUCUCUUACAAGUCAAGAUGGGUCUCGCUCUGGAAGUGGCAGCAUACAGGGCGCUCUUGGAAGAAGAAGGAAGACAUGCUAAAAUGUGGUCUAAUCAGCAUUCAAGAGAAAGAAUUAUAGAUAUAAAAACGCCAGCCCAUGUUUACACUCCAAGAGUCUCUGUUAAUUCUGCAAGUCGGCCAGAUACAAGAAAAAAAGCUUUCACAGGAUAUGAUGUUAAAUAUAUGGAGCCUGUUUCCAGCAUGAGAACCUCAUCUACAUCAAGUCAGUUUCAUUCUUACGAACCCUCCAGGAUCGUGCCCAUCAGUGUAUCGAAUCGUGCCCAGCAGAGUCCUGAUUCUAGAAGGGACAUGAUUUCAUUCACCAAAGCAGCUCAGGCAGCUGCUUCCAGUACCUCAAAACCUGGAGUCUCUUCUGCAGAGAUAAAAAGAGAGGAGAUAGAUCAGAGAUUUUUGAGAAAAGAGGUCUCUCAGCACCCUUCAAAGAGCUCAGCUGAUCUUCCCCCCACUAGAAUCGAAAGUACACCAAGCUCGACCAUGUCAAAAAUAGAAAAACCAAAGCCAGUGAAUGUAAUAUCACCUACUGUGAGCUUGAGCAAGACCACCACUGAAGAAAGCCGAGAGAAAGAUGUUAAACUGAAAGAAAAGAAAAUGGAUUUCAAACUAGAUCAAGACAAAUCUGAGGUAUCAAUAAAAGAUAAAAGAGGGGAUAUAAAAGAAUCAAUAGCCAAAGAUGUGGGAGAGUCUGAACAUGUUGAGCAUAAGGUGUUUGUAGGUGAGGAGAAAAUAUUAGAUGCCGUUUCUAUGGAGGAAAUAAUUCAGAAGGUCAUGAAACCAGCUGGUUUAGAUUCUAAGGUCAGCUCAUCCCCUGACUCAAAAGUCACAUAUCAUGUGGAGAAAACAGAACAAGAGGAUGGAACCACCAAGACUCAGAUUGUCUUACAAUCGAAAGUUGAGGAGGAGCUGGACCUGUCUGAAGAUUUUGCCCUGGAGGAGCUUCUCAGCAAGGGAGUCAAGAAGGUCACCCUGGAGAACAUCAAGGGAACCCCAACGGGAGCCAUGAUUGAGAACCUGCUGAGUCUUGGCCUGCAAGGUGAAAGUUUAGAAAAUAAGUCUGUGAAUGUGGAGGUAAUCGAGGAACCGGUGGAUUCUCAGAGUGAUGAGGAGAGUGAAAUUGAAAUAGAGGAGACUGUGGAGAUUAAGUCUAAACAGCCAAGCAUCAGUCCCUCAUCAAUGUCCUUCCAAAUCGAGGAGCUAGAGAGUGACCCUAAGACCACAAAACCCUACGAGACUGAAUUUGCUAAAGCCUCGCGUUAUGGGAACAGUGGCUCUAUGCAGGUUCAGGAUGUUUCCAAAGAAGAAAGCCUACCCUACUUCUCACAUGGCCAUGACUCACAAGAAUACUUUGUCUCCACUCCUGACGAGAACCUGUCAGAGUCAGAGGAAAAAGAUAAUGAGUCGGAGGAUGGAGGAAGGUUUAAGUCAUAUAGCCAUUAUGGAGUUGUGGAUGAUCUGUCUGAUGAAAGAUAUUACCAGGAAGAUGAUCCAAAACGACCCACUGCUGAAGGUCACAGUUACAGAGACUCACCUGAUUAUGGUGACCGCUCGUUUCUGAGAGACAAUAUCCAAGACUGCAUAAUCGAAGAGGAGGUGCACGUUUCUCCCACUCUGCAACAGUCCAUAGUGGGGAUCCUGAGAGAGGAGUCAUUAGACCCCGAACAGCAGCUCAGAGGAGCAUUAGAGCAAAUCCAAGACACAGUUUCUGGAGCCCUCAAGGAAGAGCUGGCUUUUUUCACGAAGGGUAGAGAGACUCCAGAGAAUGUUUCGGUGGACAUCAAAAAAAUAGAACAAGUUGCAGACAAUGGAACCAUGACUAUUGUGGCGGAGCUCAAUGUAUCGCAGACGUUGGAGGAGUCUGGACUGCUGGAGGAAGAACAUGAUCCAUCUGAAGAGCAGAUUAUGGCGGCACUGAGCUCAUCUCAUCCAAUGCUUCAGCAGGCCAUCGGGGGAGCAGCCGGUGCAGGAUACACCAUGAAAAUUUCCAAAGAGGAGUUUGAAACGGACGAAGUGCCAUGGAUGACCACCGAUGAGGAGUUCCAACAGUGGAGCUUAACCGAUGAGUUUGGCAAGACGGAAAAGCACAUCAAGCUGGGCCCUAGUGAAAGAUCUUUUACUUUUCAGAUGGAUGUGAACAACGGCUCUUCUGCAUCAGCGAGUGAAGGAGCCGUCGAAGUGCAAAGCAGCAGCUCUUCUGAAUUCUCACAGACUCAGAUGAUUGAGCCACACCUAAAGGUCUGUCAUGAGAAAAGAGUCGCGACUGUUUAUCUUGAAAGCCCCAAAGAUGAGUAAUAGAUUAAUGACGUAAUAUUCAAUGAUAACAAAAUUAGACAGAAGAUAUCAGGUACAGUGGUCCCUCGCUAUAACACAGUUCACCUUUCGUGGCCUCGCAGUUUCGUGGAUUUUUGCAUUUUGACUUUUUUUUUUACUUUACAGCGCAACAUUUCUUCGUCCUGAUUGGCUGUAUACCACUGUCUAUCAAUCUCCUCGCAAUGAAAUUUGGACUUCUGGACAUAUUAAAGGAAGGUAGAAGUUACGCGGUUAUAAGGCGCCAUUACGGAAUGAAUGGAUUUUUAGUUCACUAGAUAAAGAAAAAAUAAAUAACAUAAGGACGACAGAAGCAAUAAGUUUCAACAAAGACGCAAAAAGGGUUGUAACUGUCAGCAACAAGACCACCGUAAAGAUGAAGUCUGCUUUAGCUUUGUGGAUCAGUGACUGCAGUUGGUUUCAUUCUAUAAUAAAGGACUUAUUUUUCCACAAAGGUUUUAACUUUGAGAAUGUUUAAACGAGAGAAAAGUGUGAAAAUGUUAAUGCCUGUCUGAGAAAAGUGCAUAAAGUGUGUAGUGA